Molecule: messenger RNA, 1629 nt
Organism: Carcharodon carcharias (great white shark)
Lineage: Eukaryota; Metazoa; Chordata; Chondrichthyes; Lamniformes; Lamnidae
Gene: decr2
Product: 2,4-dienoyl CoA reductase 2, peroxisomal
Exons: 8
Coding region: 354-1241 (295 amino acids)
Biological process (GO): fatty acid catabolic process
Molecular function (GO): 2,4-dienoyl-CoA reductase (NADPH) activity
Source: RefSeq, a predicted model, not a curated record
CCGGCAUGCAUAGCGCCGCCAGCGCAUGAUUAAUGCUAAUUGCUGCUUGGGUAAAGGGCAACCAGUGGUUGGUAACCAGACCCAGAGCCUUUGAGAGAGGGGGAGGGUAUCUGUCCCAGACAUGAGAAGGGCCCUGAUCCAGUGACUGGGGACUGAGAGCGAAUCUGAUUCAGAGUCCGUACCGGGGCUUGCUCCAGGCUCUCUGUCUCCGGUUACCAUCCCCAGUGUUUGCGGGACGGUCCUUGGUUGUGAGGGCUUCUAUCUCUGGGUCUGUCGUGAGUGAGUGGAGUGAGUGAUUGGAGUGAGUUGAGUGAGUGAGUGAGUGAAAUUAAAUUCAUUCUUAAAAAACAGUCAUGCCUGGGACUAGUAAUAUCCCUGACGAUGUGGAUACUGAUGACUGUUUGUUAAACUAUUCCUAUAUUUUCAGCCCUGAUAUCCUAAAGGACAAGGUGGCAUUCAUCACAGGAGGAGGGUCUGGCAUUGGAUUCCGAAUUGCUGAGAUUCUGAUGAGACACGGAUGUCACACUAUUAUUGCGAGCAGAAGCUUGGAGCGAGUACAGGCAUCUGCAAAAAAACUCACGGCAGCCACUGGACUGCGCUGUCUGCCAGUGUCACUCGAUGUCAGGCAGCCUGCAACCAUUGUUGCUGCUGUGGAGGCGACACUGCAGAAAUUUGGGAAAAUUGAUAUCUUGGUUAAUGGUGCUGCAGGUAACUUCCUGUGUCCUGCCAAUGAUCUGUCGUUCAAUGCUUUCAAGACUGUCCUGGAGAUUGAUACAGUUGGAACCUUCAACACCUGCAAGAUCCUGUACCAGAAGUGGUUAAAGGAGCAUGGAGGAGUUAUUGUGAACAUCACAGCCACAUUGAACUACAGAGGACAGAUUCUGCAGGUCCACGCUGGAUCUGCCAAGGCUGCUAUAGAUGCAAUGACCAGGCACCUAGCAGUAGAAUGGGGACCUGACAACAUUCGCAUUAAUAGUCUGGCACCAGGGCCCAUAUCUGGGACUGAGGGCUUUCGGAAAUUGGGUGGUUUGGCAAAGGCUAUGGCAGACCACGAAAAAUUGAUUCCACUGCAACGAGUGGGGACAAAGUUAGAAAUAGCCCAUGGUGUGCUGUACCUUGUGAGCCCGGCAGCAUCAUACGUAACUGGCACAUCGCUUGUAAUUGAUGGUGGACAUUGGCUUACAGGGGCCAAUAACAUGUUAGUGAUGCAGGCACUCCUGCAAAAACCAGCCAGGCUGUAAACUACAACUCACCAUUGAGUUGGGUGGUGAGAGUUUUAAAGAGAUUGGAUCAAUACUGUGAAGGGUUUCUAUACUGUAACAUACAGCACACAUGUCAGUAACAGGAUACACAUGUACACCAUCCCAGUGCUGAGAGGAUGGACAGGGGGCCUGAGUCAGUCUUACCACUCUCUUGCUCUUGAGCAACCUGCCAAUUUGGUGCCUGACAGUACUCUGGGGUGGCUUCCUCUAUAGUUAACCACUAAACAGUUUUACUAAGGAUCAAUUGAUCAAUACUCCGUAAACAAUCGUGAUUCACUGCCGACACCAUCAUACAUCAAUCACCUGAGGCAUCCUUUGUGAUUUUAUGCUAACCUGGCCAUCAGCCAAUAAAUGGAUUGUAUUUCUC